AGUUUUCGACUCACCUGAGGCCGCUCCCACCGUUUGAGCUGCGCCAAGCUUGACGCUUCGGCACGGCACCGGCGCGGCGCGGCGGCGCGCGGGCAUGUCCGAGUCCGACGAGCCGGACACCUGCUACCGGUGGAGCUGCAACUUCAUCGUCGCGCACGCCGUCUUGGCCACGGGGUUCGUCACCGCGCCCGUGGCCGUCGUCCACCUCCUUAGGCGCCCGCACUCCGGCGCCGCCACGUUCUUCGCCAUGUUCGCCGUCUUCUGCGCCACCGUCAGCUCCAUCCUCUGCUGCCGCUUCUACGCCGACCUCAACCGCCCGCCCUGGCCGCGCUGGUUCUCGGCAACGGCGUCCGGCGGCCAGCAGCAGGACGACAGCGGCGGCGGCGGCGGCUUAGAGUCGACGAGGGAGUUAUCGAACGAUCUCCGGCAACCCGAGCUGCCGGUGAUGGUCCGCCUGGAGAUGCAGGCCGCCCUGGUGACGGACCGGAUCCCGACCUACGAGCACGGAGACGGCGCCGUGGACUGCGCGGUGUGCCUGGGUGAUGUCGAGAAGGGGGAGACGGUGCGGCGGCUGCCGGCGUGCCACCACGUGUUCCACCGCGAGUGCGUCGACCAGUGGCUGCGCGCGCAUGCCACGUGCCCGGUCUGCCGGAGCGGCGUUCUGCCGGAACGGCCGCCGGAGUUCUUGGUGAGCGUCGAAGCAGUCCAUGUGCAGCCCGGGCUGGUGAUCCCAGCACGGGCCAACAUUAUGCUCCCGGGCCAACAACCCGGUAUCGGGCUAUGGUUUGGGCCGGCGUCACGCCUGAAUUAAGAGCUUGUAGAUCACAUACGGGAUGUAUGAGAUUGAGAGGUGUAAAUUAUGGGUCUGUUUGGUUUGGUUAGGCUGUAAUCAGCGAAAAAGCUGAUGUGGGCUGUGUGAGCUGUAGGAAAUUCGUUGUAGGAAAUCCGUUGUGAACUGUGUGCUGUGAAAAAACUAAAAGUUGGUUGAAAUAGAUUGUAGGUUUAGUAUGAAAUGUCUGCAAUACCCCUGAAGG
This is a messenger RNA of Setaria italica (foxtail millet), 1034 nucleotides long. RefSeq names its product E3 ubiquitin-protein ligase EL5. Lineage: Eukaryota; Viridiplantae; Streptophyta; Magnoliopsida; Poales; Poaceae. The transcript has a single exon. The coding region runs from base 95 to 811 and encodes 238 amino acids. The record is from RefSeq and is a predicted model, not a curated record.